Molecule: messenger RNA, 1500 nt
Organism: Vitrella brassicaformis
Lineage: Eukaryota; Vitrellaceae
Source: the annotation of a GenBank genome assembly
AUGAUCCAGCAGCUCCAUCACACCCGGCUCAACAGCACCCACCCAUCGGCGGGCGGCACGCGCCUCGUCCCCCGGGUGCUGGCGGAGGCCGCUGACGUAGAGGCGCUGCGACCGGUGGUCAAUGAGGACGGGGAGAGGGUGGUGGGCACUGGGCGAUGCCUAGUCAUGACCAAAGUGGGCGACGGUAAGUCUCUAUCGGAGCACGCAGACAGACAGACACACAGACAGACAGACAACGGGCGACAUACACACACAGAUUCGUGAAUGAAUGUACCUUGUCUGCGCCUCAGGUCUGUCGCUCAAAAAGUUUGCCGAGGGCCGCAACGCCGUUCCCCCGUUCCUCAAACCCACAGCCGCCGUCAACACCAGCCGCGCCAUCCUCGCCCUCCACAACGCCGAGAUCACCCACAAUGACCCGCAUGCGGAGAACUUUUUGAUGGCCGACGAGACGACGGGUGAGGUGGGCGUCAUCGACUUCGAGACGUCACGCGACAUGCGGCAGGCGAGCCCCCCGCCACUCGACAACCGCAUCCGCCCCCCGGCCACGACGGUCGGCAACAUGCAGGCCGUGUUGAAGGAGCGCGCCAUGCGGGAUGAGGAGGUCGGCUACCACGCCGACCUGGUGGCCGUGGCCAGCUCCCUGCUGCCGCUGUGCUGCGACAACUCGGUCCUGUCGGCGGUGGUGUGGAUGGACGCCCGGGACCUGGUGAAGGGGGUUCUGACCAAGUGCGAGGAUGGGCGGCUGAGCAGCAUGGAGGAGGUGACGGCGGCGUACCCGGAGGCCAUCAAGGAGGCCUACACCAAGGCCGUCAAGACCAUCGGCCAGGACGAACGCCUCACCCCGGCCACCCACGCCAUCUCCCUCAAGACGGCAGGCCUCUUCCGCGACGUCUGCAUCGGCCAUGCCGAGGGGCUGGCACCUGAGGUGCUGCGGGCGAAGAUGGCCACCUACUGCGACGAAGUGACGGCGGGUGAGAGAACACUUGUGGUGUGGGUGCAUCCGUGUGGCCAUCUCGCUAUCGCUCUCUCCGUGUGUGUGUGUGUGUGCAGACAUGGUGAAGAUUGCACGUCAAGAAACCACAGCUAUGUAGCGGGGUGUGUCGCCCUCCACGCCACGCCACGCCGACUCCCCUCUUCCACCGUGCGUCGCGCCAGAAGCAGGUCACCGACCCCGACUUUGCCAUGCCCGCCGCAACACGAUCGGUGGCCCUCCCACUCCAGCAGCAGCAGCAGCAGCAGCAGCUCGGUGAGGGCGACGCUGUCCAUCUCAGGGGCACCAUGGACCUGCGUGGCAGGUGUGCCAUGUAAUGUCAUGCUGUGCUGGUGACUUCUUGAUCAUGUGAGUUGACGGGACGCACGUCAGUCCGCCACUGUAACGAUCGUUGCCUACAUUUUAUAUCUGUUGGUUCCGUCUAUCCAUUUCUCUCGCUUUUGCGCGGUGUGUGAUGGGGGCAACGGAGACACACACAUAUGCUGAUCAACUCUAGUCAAAGGUGUGGU